ACUUGGUUAGUUUUCCCACUCGCUCUGGCAGCUCAUUUUCACCUCACUCACUUCAUCCCUGAAAGAACUAGCACGCAACCCCUCUCUGGCUCUUCCCCGAAACCCUAGCCCUCUCCUCCUUCCUCUCCCGCUCUCUUUUAAGUGAACGAGAUAGAAGACGACCCUUUUCGGUACACAACGUCAGCUUUAUCGAUGAGAUGGACAUUCUGGGCGGCUCUGAAGAUGGGGACGGAUUGGACCUUGAGGGCCAGUUGGUCACGGUCUGUCUGGGAAGCAAAGAGAUCGAGGUGGAGGAGGUAUUGGUUUCUGGGGUGGUAGGUGGUAUCGAGGAGGCGUAGGAUCUGACCCAAGUCGCCUUUAGACCCGGAGAGGAGGUGGGCCAAGGAAGGAGGGGUCGAAUCGGAGGAGUUGUUGUCGUGGUAGACGACGCGGUGGCUCUGUUGGGUCGGGAGAGAAACUGGUCGGGUGGGAUAUGGGGGUUGGGGGACAAAGGUGGGGAGGAGGAAGAAGAGGGUGGGGAGAGUGUGGCGUAGGUGAGGAAGGCGGAGGAGGAAGCGAGGGUGAGGAAGACGAGAAGGGCGAAGAGGUAAAAGGUAAAGAGAGCGGGAGGAGAGCGGAGGAGAGGGAGGCGGUGGUGGCCGUGCUCCAAGGCGCGUUGAUUAUGCUCCGGUUGUCAACCAAUUGGGACUGGUUCGUCAGUCUCACUGUUGAUGGCUACCCUUUUCUCAAACAAGACGAUCUUCUUCACAUUAUGUCAUUUCUACCUAAAGAUCUGAACUUUGUGAACCAUUCAUUGGCUGGAAAGAGUAAGGUUGAAGAGAUUGAAACCAGUAAUUGUUGAAGAGAUUGAAGCUCAGUUUUCAGCCCGGUUUGGUCCAACAAUCAACUACCCAGCUCUUUCUUUUAUCUGAUUAUCAUGUAAUUGGGAUCAAUUGAGCUCAAAGUCGUAGACUUUCACUGACCCACUAUACAGAUACUUUUGUUCUUGAAAGUUUGAUUUAGCCAUGGAUAAACUCACUGAUGCAGAAGCUGCUAGUCCUUCUUUAAGUUUAUUUGCUGCAUUGUCAUAUAGGGCUGCUUCCAUGGCCAUGGUCUUUAUCAACAAAGCUGUUCUUCUUAUGGAGUACUCGAAUUCAAUGACACUUCUUACUAUGCAGGUGCCGGUAGAAGUACCUUAUUGGAAUCAAGUCUUCAAGGACCCAGGAUGGGCACUGAUGGUGGAUAUUGGAAGGGGGAAGGCGAGAAAUGAAGGUUCUGGGAAUGGAAAUGCUGAAUCAAGAUCAUACCUUGAAAAGAAGCUCGUAUUUUGUUUUGGUUCGCACAUUGCAGCACAAAUGCUACUCCCUUUUGGAGAGGAGAACUUGCUUUCUUCUUCAGAGUUAACGCAAGCACAGGAGAUUGAUUUCAUUCUAUGCUUUCUGCUUUUCAACGGUAUUAAUAUAGCUACACGGGUGGUUAUUCAGUAUGGGUGGGGACCUGAUGAUAGUCCUGCAAUAUAUUAUCACAGCAAUGCGUCUACUGCUUUAAGCAUGGGGAAUAACCAUGAGUAUGAUAUGGCAGUUAAAGUUGAAAAGAUCCAUGAUUUAGCACAUUAUAAAGCUAAAGAAAUGCUCCAUCGAAAUGAGUGGUAGCAGCCAAUACACCCAAGCGGAUACUGAUCAAGUGCGAAAUGAGUGGGGGAAGUUUGAUGUCAACACCUAUGUGCAUGAGCCAUGAAGUAGCGCGCUUGAUGCUGGUCCAUUUUUGCUAAGGAAAACAUCUUUUUUUGUGCUUCUCUGCUGGUACAUUGUCAUGCACCAUGUGUUGCAUGUUUUGGAACAAUAGAUAUAUAUGUAUCAGCUUUUUGAUGUCCCAAGUAGAUGGGCAUGCACUAGAAUGCUUCUCUUGUUUAAAAUGUUGGGUUCAAUGAUUAGUGGUUUGCAAUGUUUAUA
Messenger RNA from Rosa rugosa (rugosa rose), 1931 nucleotides. Its product is annotated as probable inactive ATP-dependent zinc metalloprotease FTSHI 5, chloroplastic. The record is from RefSeq and is a predicted model, not a curated record. The transcript has 10 exons. Gene Ontology annotation, biological process: proteolysis. Gene Ontology annotation, molecular function: ATP binding; metalloendopeptidase activity; ATP-dependent peptidase activity. Lineage: Eukaryota; Viridiplantae; Streptophyta; Magnoliopsida; Rosales; Rosaceae. Bases 1005 to 1631 code for a protein of 208 amino acids.